GAUGUAAAAAAUAUCUAACCCCUCCAACAAACCAGUCGAGUCUCCCGUCUGGUUGGCGAAGUCCAAUCGAAUAAACCAACUUCGUCCACCGCCGAUCCCGGUUACCAGUCAAAACCUCCCACCACUGAAUCCAUCCCCCGAUCGUCACUCUCCAUUUCUUGUUCAGAAAGAAAUAAAGACAAGAAUUACUCCUCAAGACAAAAAGCCCACCACGAACCACUAUCUCUCAGUAUAUAUAUAUAUACAAGAAGACGAUGAAGCCUUCCCACUGAAUUCCAUUCGAUACAAAUCGAUUUCUCUCUCUACGAGAUAGAUGAAUGAGAGCGUAGAUACGGAUUCUCCAGCAAAAAUGCAUCUGUACAAUGCCUGGCUUCCGCCUCCGGUCGCGGAGGAGACCAGGAGAGAGAAGGAGUCGUUCGCUCGCGUCGUGAGCUCGGUGAAGGCGUCGUUUCAACCGGACGAUCCCGAAUCCGUCUACUCCACUCUCAAAUGGGUCUCCGUCAUCGACCUUUUCGUAAGAGCAAAAAGUGAAGUAUCUUUAGAAGAUGUAGCUGUCCUUGUGGAGCUGGGGUUAGAACUGUUUCGCAUUUCGCAGAACAAACUUCAUGCGCAGGUUAGAUGGGGAGGUAUCUUGGUGAAGUUGCUGAACAAAUACCGAAAGAAGUUGUCCUUGAAAAUUCAGUGGCGCCCUUUCUAUGAUACAUUGGUCAAUACACACUUUACAAGGAACACAGGCCCAGAAGGGUGGAGAUUGAGACAGAGACAUUUCGAGACUGUUACUUCCCUGGUUCGAUCCUGCCGGAGAUUCUUCCCACCAGGUUCUGCCUCUGAGAUAUGGUCUGAAUUUGGAUCUCUGCUUGAAAAUCCUUGGCAUAACUCGUCCUUUGAAGGUGCUGGGUUCGUGAGACUGUUUCUUCCUACAAACGCUGACAACACCGACUUCUUUUCAGUCAAUUGGAUUAAAGUAUGUAUGGACCAGUGGGAUUCAGUUCCAAAUUGCCAGUUUUGGGACUUUCAAUGGGCGGCUGUUACAGCUCGUGUGAUAAAGAACUGCAACUUUAUCAAUUGGGAAUGUUUCUUGCCUAUGCUUUUCACAAGAUACUUGAAUAUGUUUGAGGUUCCUGUGGCAAAUGGAAAUGGAUCCAACCCGUUUUCUGUGGAUGUUCCCAGAAAUACAAGGUUUUUGUUCUCCAAUAAAGCAGCCACCCCAGCAAAAGCCAUUGCUAAAUCAAUUGUACAUCUGUUAAAACCUGGGAGUUCAGCGCAGCAACACUUUGAGAAAUUGGUCAACCUCUUGGAGCAAUAUUACCAUCCCUCUAAUGGAGGACGGUGGACUUAUUCUUUGGAGCGGUUUCUACAAUAUUUGGUAACGGCAUUCCAUAAACGUUUACAGCAUGAGCAAUGGAAUGAAGAUAACAGUAGGCAGUCUGAGCUCUGUUUAGGACCAUCAGAAAGAGCUUCUUUUGUGAACGUGGUGCUGAAGCUGAUUGAUCGUGGUCAAUACAGCAAAAAUGAACAUCUUUCUGAAACAGUUGCAGCUGCAACUUCUCUGUUGUCUUACAUAGAGCCCUCUUUGGUUCUUCCAUUUUUAGCGUCUCGGUUCCAUAUGGCCUUGGAAACGAUGACAGCCACCCACCAGUUGAAGGCUGCUGUUACGUCAGUUGCAUUUGCAGGCCGCUCACUUUUUCUUACAUCCUUGUCAUCUACUUCAGUAAAACCAGAUGGUGUAGGUGACACUGAUGGGUUCAUUGAUCUUUUGAUGAUUUCAUUGUCCAAUGCGCUACUUGGCAUGGAUGCCAAUGAUCCACCGAAAACCUUGGCAACCAUGCAACUGAUUGGUUCCAUAUUUUCAAAUAUGGCCACGGUCGAAGAUAAUAUGGAUGAGGUUCUAUUAAUGCCCACAAUUCGCUUUUCUGAUUGGCUUGAUGAGUUCUUGUGCCGCCUCUUUUCUUUACUCUUACACUUGGAGCCUAGUAGUGUUCUGAAUGAAGGCCUACAUUCAUCUGGUACAUCAGGAACUUUUCUGGUUGAUGAUGGUCCUUAUUACUUCUGCAUGCUGGAAAUUUUGCUUGGAAGGCUUUCAAAACCCCUCUAUAACCAGGCACUGAGGAAAAUUUCCAAGUUUGUCGACACAAAUAUUCUUCCCGGGGCAAUAGCAGAGGUUGGACUGCUUUGUUGUGCAUGCGUUCAUUCAAAUCCUGAGGAGGCAGUGGUUCACCUUAUCGAACCAAUCUUAAUGUCUGUCAUAUCCUCUUUAAAAGGAACACCCACUACAGGUUUUGGGGGAAGAGGAAUUUCUGAGGCAUCAGCUUCUUCCAAGGUAAAACCCACACUUUCUCCAGCUCUUGAAACGGCAGUUAACUAUCAACUGAAAGUAUUAUCAGUUGCCAUCAGUUACGGAGGUCCUGCCCUUCUCCGUUACAAGGAUCAAUUCAAUGAAGCUAUCAUGUCUGCCUUUGAAUCCCCAUCUUGGAAGGUUAAUGGAGCUGGCGAUCAUGUUCUCCGAUCCCUCCUUGGAAGCCUGGUUCUUUAUUAUCCUGUUGAUCAAUACAAGUGCAUUUCACAUCACCCAGCUGCCGCUGCAUUAGAGGAAUGGAUCAGUUCAAAAGAUGAUUUGGAAGAUAAGCCAUUUGUGGGUCCCAAGUGGCAUGUCCCAAGUGAUGAAGAAAUUCAAUAUGCAAACGAGCUCAUAGAACUGCAUUUUAAAUCAGCUUUAGAUGAUCUUCUGAGAAUAUGUCAGACUAAAAUUCAUUCUGAUCCAGGGGAUGAAAAAGAGCACCUAAAAGUGACUCUUCUGCGGCUGGAUUCUUCAUUACAAGGUGUAUUGUCAUGCUUGCCCGAUUUUAGGCCACCAUCUAGGAACGGGACUGUUGAUGAUCCUGGCCAUAUACCUUUUUUAAUAGCUGGAGCAAGUGGUGCAAGUGUUGGUAGCAUUGAACUGCGGGAAAAAGCAGCUGAGAUCAUACAUGUAGCCUGCAAAUACUUGUUGGAGGAAAAAUCAGAUGACAGUAUCCUAAUGCUGCUUAUCAUUCGUAUCAUGGAUGCCUUGGGAAACUAUGGAGGUUCUGAAUAUGACGAGUGGUCAAAUCACAGGCAGGCUUGGAAAUUGGAAUUUGUUGCUUUAGUAGAACCUCCAAUAAAUUUUAUCGUCUCGUCUCAUUGUAGAGGAAAGAGACGGCCUAGGUGGGCACUUAUUGAUAAAGCAUAUAUGCAUAAUACGUGGAGAUCAUCACAAUCAUCAUAUCAUCUCUUUCGUACAACUGGGAAUGUCUCUCCGUCGGACCAUGCUAUUCUUUUGAUGGAUGAUCUUCUUAACCUCUCUUUGCAUAACUAUGAAACUGUUCGCAGACUUGCGGGAAAGGCCCUCCUGAAAAUGAUAAAGCGAUGGCCUUUGAUGAUUUCAAAGUGUGUGCUCAGCCUUACUGACAACCUACGGAACCCCAACUCACCAGAACAUGCUGUCCUAGGUUCUUGUGCAGUCCUUUCUUCACAAACCGUUCUUAAGCAUCUGAAUAUGGAUUCAAAGUCGUUCUCUUCAUUUAUCAUUGGAAUUCUUUCAAGUUCUCAUCAUGAAUCACUCAAAACUCAGAAAGCAAUCAAUGAGCUUUUUGUCAAAUACAACAUUUAUUUUGGGGGAGUCUCUAGAAGCAUCCUUAGGACGUCAGGCAGCCAUUCAGAUGGGCCAAAUUUUGCAGAUUUGAUCUCACAGAUUGGUUGUAUGAGUUUCGGAUCUACCAACUUGCAUUGGCGGUAUAAUCUGAUGGCUAAUAGAGUUCUGCUAUUGUUGGCGAUGGCAUCUAGGAAUGAUCCAGAUUUAUCUUCAAAUAUACUGAGUGAAACUGCUGGUCACUUCUUAAAGAACUUAAAAAGUCAACUUCCCCAGACGAGAAUCCUUGCAAUCUCUGCGUUAAAUACACUGUUGAAAGAAUCUCCUUAUAAAAUGUCAGCUGCUGAAAGGGAUUCUCAACGAGAUAACAAGUCCUCCCUUGAAGGAGCUUUAAGUCUAAUAUUUCAGGAAGAAGGAUUUUUUAGUGAGACUUUGAACAGUCUUUCUCACGUUCAUAUAAUCACUGAUACUGAAAGCACAGGUUCCCGGGGAAAUCACGGAAGUUCUUCCUUUCAGAGUUUGGCUGACAAAUCUAUUACCCGUUUCUAUUUUGACUUUUCGUCUUCGUGGCCACGUACCCCCAGUUGGAUUUCUUUACUAGGAAGUGAUACUUUUUACUCAAACUUUGCACGUAUAUUUAAGCGGCUAUGCCAAGAAUGUGGCAUGCCGGUUUUAUUGGCACUUAAAAGUGCAUUAGAUGAGUUUUCAAAUGCCAAGGAGCGGUCUAAGCAGUGUGUUGCUGCUGAAGCAUUGGCUGGUGUACUGCAUUCCGAUGUCAUUGGUGUUUUAGAAGAAUGGGAUACCUGGAUGGGGGUUCAGUUGCAGAAUGUAAUUCUUGCUCCAUCAGUGGAAUCUGUACCAGAGUGGGCUGCUUGUAUACGAUACUCUGUUACUGGGAAAGGGAAAUUUGGGAAUAGCAUUCCAGUUCUGAGACAAAAGAUUCUAAACUGUUUGGCUGCCCCUUUACCUCCAAUGGUAACUACAACUGUAGUUGCGAAGCGCUUUGCUUUUCUUUCAGCUGCACUUAUAGAAGUAUCCCCGCCAAGAAUGCCAGUGGCUGAAAUACAGCUUCAUGAGAAACUUCUGGAGGAGUUGUUGGGUACUAUGAGUCAUUCAUCUGCUCAGGUAAGGGAAGCAAUUGGUGUUACCCUAUCUGUUUUGUGCUCAAAUAUUCGGCUUCAUACAACCUUCACUGGUAAUCAUUCGCGCGGCGGUGAUGAAUUCAAAAUUGAAGAGAGAAGUUGGGAUCAGUUUUUAGUAGAACGCGCAUCUGAACUUGUCAUAAGUAUUCAGAAUGCCAGCCAGUCCGACAAAAUGGAGAUCCAAAAAGAUAGAAGUCCAGAUAAUGGGCUAGUGAAUGGCGAGUCACAAGAUGAUGUGAAGUGGAUGGAAACGCUGUUCCAUUUUGUUAUAUCAUCUUUGAAGUCAGGAAGAUCUUCAUAUCUGCUGGAUGUAAUUGUGGGUCUUCUUUAUCCUGUCAUUUCCUUACAGGAAACAUCAAACAAGGAUCUGUCAACCCUUGCCAAGGCAGCCUUUGAGUUGCUAAAAUGGAGGAUUUUGUGGGAACCUCAUCUCCAGAAAGCUGUAUCUGUGAUUCUUUCUUCAGCUAAUGAUUCUAACUGGCGGACUAGAUCUGCAACUUUGACAUUCUUGCGGACGUUUAUGUAUAGGCAUACUUUUAUUCUCUCCGACGUGGAGAAAAAGCAAAUAUGGAAAACCGUCGAGAAGCUCCUUACAGACAAUCAAGUGGAGGUAAGAGAGCAUGCUGCAGCAGUUUUAGCAGGCCUGAUGAAAGGUGGGGAUGAAAACCUAUCUGAAGACUUCCGUGUUAGAGCUUUCAGAGAUGCAAAUUCCAUUCAAAAGAAGAGAAAACAGAGCAGAAAUUUGAGUUCUGGUCAGUCCAUAGCUUCCACACAUGGUGCUGUACUUGCUUUGGCAGCUUGUGUUUUAUCCGUUCCGUAUGAUAUGCCCAGUUGGUUGCCUGAGCAUGUUACAUUGCUGGCUCGUUUCGUGGGAGAGCCAUCACCAGUGAAAUCUACAGUUACAAAAGCAGUUGCAGAGUUCCGGAGGACCCACGCAGAUACAUGGAAUCUCCAAAAAGAUUCAUUUACUGAAGAACAACUUGAGGUUCUGGCUGAUACAUCCUCUUCAUCAUCAUAUUUUGCUUGAUCUACAAUUACACCCCUUUAGGAGAAGGGAUAUUAUAGGAAUAGGAUCAAUCGAAACAUUCAGAACAAGUUAUGUAGCCCUCGAUAAUCAUAGCACAAUCAUUUAUAAAAUGUGUCUUAUCUA
Molecule: messenger RNA, 5899 nt
Organism: Rhododendron vialii
Lineage: Eukaryota; Viridiplantae; Streptophyta; Magnoliopsida; Ericales; Ericaceae
Product: proteasome activator subunit 4
Exons: 35
Coding region: 314-5776 (1820 amino acids)
Biological process (GO): proteasomal ubiquitin-independent protein catabolic process
Cellular component (GO): cytosol; nucleus
Molecular function (GO): peptidase activator activity; proteasome binding
Source: RefSeq, a predicted model, not a curated record